CCGCCGACAGAUCUCCCUGUCCUCGUUCCCUUCCCACGUCCCCAAUGAGUCUCUCUCCGAUCUCCAUUUUUUAUCUCUCCCCACCUUCUGGGAGAGAAGGUUAACCGACCCCCCAUUUUUCAGGUCAAUUUAUAAGAAAACCCUAAUUUCAGUUUUGGUCCCAUUAGUCAGGAGCUGAAAAUGGAGGUCCAUCCUCGCCUUUCCUAUUGUCUAAAGCCCCUUGUUGUCCCCCUUCUCCAUCCUCCCCAUUGGGUCUUGUGGCGUGAGGACUUCAUCGAGCUUUCACUGUGCUUGGUUGAGGUACAGCUGACGUGGAUCGAGGAUGGAGCGCACCCGCCUUACAUAGAGCGCCUAGAGUUGCUGUUUAUCCAGGCUUGGCGCACCAACGUGGAGGGAGACCUUCUCGCGUUUUUAUUCGGUACAGUGCGGCCCGGUCAUCAGGAACUUAUCACGCAAGAGCUCACAAUCCCGGUAGCGCAGCUGGCGGACGAUCUCCCUCUCGACAUGAUCUCGCAAGACGACGAGCAUCCAGUUUCUCGCACAUUGACACCUUAUCUUCAGUGGUCAGCUUGCGUAGAGGGAGCCGCAGAGCGCAUCCCGCCGUCGCAGCAACAAUAUUUGGAUCCCCGGACGGUUUGCGAUCCUGCCUUCUUUAGGCAUCCUCCGGUGGAGCAGUUUGCGGCCAUUCGAGAAGAAGAGGAGGAGGAAGAGAGCACCGGGAGUGACGAAGACGAAGACGGGCUGGAAGAAGGCAGGGAUAGCGACGAAGUGCUCGAGGAAGAAGACGAAACCCCCGAAGAAGGAAGCUAUAGCGAGCAUAGCGAGGGGGAACAGAGUGAAGAAGAAGAAGAAGACAAGGAAGGAGAAGAGGAGCACGAAGAAGAAUCUGCUGGGUCGGAGUGGGAAUCCGUGCCGGAAGAAGCGUUGCGCACGGGAACAGAGGAUGAGGAUCCCGAGGUGGCCCGCAGAAGAGAAGACAUCGCGGCCCGGAAGAAGGAGUUAGAGCUCGCAAGCGCGGCGAGUCUGCAGAUCCACGACGACCCAAACUGAGAUCCGGAGCCGCCCCGACCUGAAG
This is a messenger RNA of Chara braunii, 1075 nucleotides long. NCBI's taxonomy places the organism in Eukaryota, Viridiplantae, Streptophyta, Charophyceae, Charales, Characeae. The record is from the annotation of a GenBank genome assembly.